This is a messenger RNA of Penicillium verhagenii, 807 nucleotides long. RefSeq names its product Fig1 domain-containing protein. The coding region runs from base 1 to 807 and encodes 268 amino acids. The transcript is spliced from 4 exons. Gene Ontology annotation, cellular component: mating projection tip; membrane. The record is from RefSeq and is a predicted model, not a curated record. Gene Ontology annotation, biological process: conjugation with cellular fusion. NCBI's taxonomy places the organism in Eukaryota, Fungi, Ascomycota, Eurotiomycetes, Eurotiales, Aspergillaceae.
AUGGCUACCAACUUCGCUGCAGGAUGGGCUCGAUUCAUUCCCAUGAUCGGAUACCACCAUGUGUUGAUGAUUCUGAUUGCACUUGCUAUUAUCUUAUUAUCACUUCUGUUGGCUGGCUGUUCUUCUUCGUCACCACAAAUUCCCGAUAUCUUCUUAAUAUCGCUUUACUACGAGAGUUACACACCUAAUUUCGCUCUGGCACAAGUCGACCCUGGAGUUACCACGGCGUUGGCAAACAUUGUGCACAAUGCCGAGCUAGAGGUCCGUGUGGGAUACUUCGGUAUCUGCGUUCAACCCGAUCACGGUUCAUACAUCUGCAAUGCCAACGCCACCGCUCUGGCCGAGAUUGUCAAUGUGGACCAGGACCCACUCAACUUGAUCUGGGUUGCCGCAACUUUCAAAGAUGCAGUCGUAUUUCCCUAUCUACUCAUUGUCGCUGUGAUUCUCGCCUUCUUCUGUUUCAUCUUGCUAGCCACAUUCCCCGGCUGGCAUGAAGAACGCGAUGACGCGGGAUCUGACGUCGAAGUCAAGCCUUUCCCAUCGCGCCCUGUUUCUCAAACUGCGCUUGCCCUCAUCUUUGUGUCCUCUGUGUUCGUCCUUGUGUCUGUAUUAUGGCAGCAUACAGCGUCCGUGGCAGCAAGUACCAUUGCCCAAGAUAUGGGUAAUGGCAGCGUCAAGAGCGGAGUCGGCACCUCAGCUAUGGUGCUGGGUUGGUUCGGCUUUGUUCUCAUGGUCGUCGUCACAAUAGGUCUUCUCGUCAUGAUUCUCAGUAUCAAUAUGAUACGGAAGUUGACAGACGAGGAGUGA